This is a messenger RNA of Labeo rohita (rohu), 1548 nucleotides long. RefSeq names its product metabolism of cobalamin associated Da (gene mmadhca). Gene Ontology annotation, cellular component: mitochondrion. The transcript is spliced from 8 exons. The record is from RefSeq and is a predicted model, not a curated record. Gene Ontology annotation, biological process: cobalamin metabolic process. Lineage: Eukaryota; Metazoa; Chordata; Actinopteri; Cypriniformes; Cyprinidae. Bases 218 to 1123 code for a protein of 301 amino acids.
GUUGUGGAACACGCUGUCCUUUACCUUAAAAACACUUUAAAAUAACAAACAAAUCGCGAUUAAACCUGUGACAUGUUCGUCUACGACACCAGAAGAGCUUGUCGAGCACAGUUUGGUGUUAAAGUCGCGUUUUAAUCGUCCUUUAGUCGUGUUGGAAGUGAAAGUGAGUCAGUGUUGGAUCAUAACAGGUUCAGAGAGGUGGAGCUGUGCACACAUUAUGGCGAGUGUGCUGUGCAGGAGGGUCAGACAGGUGAGUCAGUCGUCUGUGGUUCACACACUGGCUCAGAGGAUCGUGGCCGUCAGAGGUUUUUCAGCCGCGGGUUCGUCUGGAUCAGAUGAGCCAUAUAUAGCUGUACCAUCUCAAAACUCAGGUCCUAGAACAGUGUGGCCAGAUGAGGCCAUGGGUCCGUUUGGGCCACAAGAUCAGCGGUUCCAGUUGCCAGGCAACGUGGGUUUCGACUGUCACCUGAAGGGUACCGGGUUACAGAUGAAAGGGCCGGUUCACCGGACGGUCCCGGACGUUUUAACCGCCCCAUCCAGCACAGAGAGACACGAGUUCAUCCUCGCUCAGUUUGUUAAUGAAUACCAGGGUAAAGAAACAUCGCUGACGGCACAGAGAGUCAGUAAAGCUGAACACUACUUCAGUCAGUCAGAUGUGGAGUGUUCAAUGCAUUCCUGCCCAGAGCUGCUUAAGAAAGAGUUAGAGCUGUUUUUCCCAGUGCUGCCUGCGAGUCCCAUCACUGUCGUCACCGUAACACAGAAAAACCAGAAAACGGGCGCAGAAGAUCAGAGCAAAAAUCAACAGGAACUAUUAGAUCAUUUUGUCAGUGGUGCUAAAGAAAUCUGCUUCACGCUGUGGAGAGGAGGAUACUGGGCCGAUUUCAUCAAUCCACUAUCAGGAAAAGCUUUUUUUGGCGAUCAGACGCCGGAGUCUAUUCUCCAGCAGGACGCUGAGCGUCACGCUGGCUUUCACAUCGAGGACCUGGCCUCAUGUACGCUCAUACGGCACGUCUUCAAGGGGACGUCCACGUUUGUCUUAACGCUCAUCACUAAUGCACCUUCCAACAGUCUGAUCAUGGAGAAACUUCAAGGACACUCAGGCACCUCAGAGGACAAAAACUGAUGGACAUUUGCAUACCAAAAAAAGUACUGUUUCUUGAUUUUUGAAUACAAACUUGCUGGUUGUAAUGUUACAAAACGAGCUGCUGUGAUGAUUUAGAGACACACACGGCAAAAAUGCAUAUUUAUUUAUAAAAUAUAAACAAUAAAAUACACACAUUCAAGUUCAGGGGUGAAACAAACCACAUGGUGCUUUACAAAACAUCAGCAGCCUUUGAGAGAACGUACUGUCGGUAAAACGUCAUCUAGAGUCGGGACGUCUGAAAGAGAGGAAAUGCGACUCAACUAGUGCCACAACAAUAUUUUAGGAGAACAAAUCAACUGUGCUUUAUGAUUUUAGUGCACUAGAAUACUAAUGGAUCAACUUGUAAUGUCAGUUUGACUGAUUUCUGUCUUGUUAAAUGUGAAUAAAGUUUAUUCUCACCCAGA